This is a messenger RNA of Phytophthora infestans T30-4, 501 nucleotides long. RefSeq lists its product as uncharacterized. NCBI's taxonomy places the organism in Eukaryota, Oomycota, Peronosporomycetes, Peronosporales, Peronosporaceae. The coding region runs from base 1 to 501 and encodes 166 amino acids. The record is from RefSeq and is a predicted model, not a curated record. The transcript has a single exon.
AUGUUGUCUAUUGAGACCAUCAUCACUUAUCGUGACUUCAAGACGCUUUGCAUUACGUUUGCAAAAGCAGCCAAGCUACGCAUUAUGGACGCGUCCAUCCGUGCCUUACGCAACUCGAUGAUCCAGACAAUCGAUACUCGAGACCGUGUACCGGAAGCUCUCCGCGCAAUUUUUGUCAGAUUGAAGGACAAGUGUAAGGCCAAGAGCAACAAGAAGAAGCGUGGGCUGGUUGAGCUGGACGACAUUCAAGAAUGGCUCAUUCCUCCAACCGAUGGAGCUGUGGGUCAAGUGCGCGGGACCUACGGAGUGCGACGUCUCUUGCAGUGCGUGGUCAUGGGCAACAAGGCACACUACCUGGUAGACUGGGAGCCAACCCUGGAGCCUCGCGAGAACAUCUCAAAGGAGCUGAUUACGCAAUUUAACCGUGACCGCCGUGAUCUUGUGCGCAGUACCUUCAUUGACGAUGAGGCUAACGAAGACAAUACUUCCUCAGCAACCUAA